CUAAAAGAAAGGUGCAAUCGGUAAGAGAGGGUCCAGGACAACGGACAGAUUCGUCAGUUAAAUGUUUAGUCCCAGCUUUGCUGGAUGUUAAUCCUCCGAGCAACAGCUCGUUGGCAGUAGCCCAACAACGUGCAAAACUUAAACUAUUAUAGUUUCAUCCUACAUGCAAUACCGGCUUGAAACCCACUUCGAAAUCAUCGCACAGUCGCUGAUCGCCUAACUCGCUAUAUACCAACUCAGCAAUGCGUCGUACCUGCUUCCUCCUUCUCGUGGCCACGCUCGUCGGGAUCAGCAGUGGAUUGAGUAGCGCGGAUAAUGCCGCCUCGGUCAAGGUUAUUGCUUCUAAGUCUGACUCAAGAUAUCUCGACUCUGGCAACAGGGUUGGCCAUCAGAACAAAGAGGGUAACGAAGAGAGGAUUGCUGCUGUGCUAGCUGCGCACGUGGCUGCUCGCAAUGCUAGACUCAGACGACAGCAGACUUCAGAAGCAAUCGUGGAAGCUGUGAAGAAGGACCCUUUGACGCGGAAGGAGUUUAUUGCGGUUCUAGCUGCGUCCGGCGUUGGGCUAGCCGCACUGGGUGGCAUUUUGUACGCUGUGUCUUCACAAUUCAAAAAAAUGAUUUCGCAUGAGUAGCAAAGAAGCUGCGUGGCUGGGCAUUGAAAUCUACUGUAGUGUAAGAAGGGAUACAUCUCGUGCGCUCCAUUAAAAUGUUUUAAUUCAGCAACACUUGGCCCCGAUAGCCUGAUUUCGGAUAACGACACUUGCUCAACAUAAAUUUCAUGCGUGACACGUA
Messenger RNA from Phytophthora nicotianae INRA-310, 792 nucleotides. RefSeq lists its product as hypothetical. Bases 243 to 632 code for a protein of 129 amino acids. The transcript has a single exon. The record is from RefSeq and is a predicted model, not a curated record. NCBI's taxonomy places the organism in Eukaryota, Oomycota, Peronosporomycetes, Peronosporales, Peronosporaceae.